Molecule: messenger RNA, 654 nt
Organism: Magnusiomyces paraingens
Lineage: Eukaryota; Fungi; Ascomycota; Dipodascomycetes; Dipodascales; Dipodascaceae
Exons: 2
Coding region: 1-654 (217 amino acids)
Biological process (GO): cytokinin biosynthetic process
Cellular component (GO): cytosol
Molecular function (GO): hydrolase activity, hydrolyzing N-glycosyl compounds
Source: RefSeq, a predicted model, not a curated record
AUGACUACCUCCGAAAUUAAAGUCGACAAGAAAAUUUGCAUCUUCUGCGGUUCUAGCUCAGGAAACUCUCCUGCUUACGCAGCAGCAGCGGACGCGCUCGGAAAACUGCUUGUUGAAAAGAACUGGGGUCUUGUCUAUGGUGGCGGAACCACUGGUGUCAUGGGCGACAUUGCUAAAGCCGUGGGAACCCGCGGAGGAUACGUGCACGGCAUCAUCCCUAAAGCCUUGAUUGAACGCGAACAGGGGCAGGUCAUUCCGGACCCCUCAAUCUAUGGCCAUACUACCCUUGUUGAUGAUAUGCACACACGCAAACGACUGAUGGGCCGUUCAUCAGAUGCCUUUGUUGCUAUGCCUGGAGGAUACGGCACUGCGGAAGAGCUCUUUGAAGUGAUUACCUGGAACCAGCUGGGCAUCCACUCACUCCCUGUGGUUAUUUUUAACAUUGAAGGGUUUUACGAUGGCCUUGUGGAAUGGAUCAAUACAGCAGUCGGCUCAGGGUUUAUCUCCAAGGGCAAUAGAGACAUUAUUGUGGUGGCAUCGACUCCAGAGGAAGUCAUUGAGAAAAUUGAAAACUAUAAGAUUGCUGACGGCAGACUCAAUCUGAACUGGGAUGUUCAAACACCAGGCAUUAAGGAAGAGCACACAGCCAAAUGA